Triplophysa rosa is the source of this 1342-nucleotide messenger RNA. RefSeq names its product arachidonate 5-lipoxygenase-activating protein (gene alox5ap). The record is from RefSeq and is a predicted model, not a curated record. The transcript is spliced from 5 exons. Lineage: Eukaryota; Metazoa; Chordata; Actinopteri; Cypriniformes; Nemacheilidae. Gene Ontology annotation, molecular function: glutathione transferase activity; glutathione peroxidase activity; leukotriene-C4 synthase activity. Bases 825 to 1298 code for a protein of 157 amino acids. Gene Ontology annotation, cellular component: nuclear envelope; endoplasmic reticulum; membrane. Gene Ontology annotation, biological process: leukotriene biosynthetic process.
UGGUGUCCCAUUUCUUAGCGGAAAAUUUGUAAACCUUCCCCUUGCCACUUUGUUUCAAGGGGCAAGGGGAAGGGGCGAGGGAUAGAAAAUAGAAUUGGGCCGUGUCAUUCUUUUUUCUUCUUCUGCUUCUCUGUGUGUUGCAGAACACACCGCUAUUUUAUUAUUCUGAGCUCCGUUGUCUUUCUCGUGGAUCAGCAUUGUAACACGAGUUUUUUUUUCUGCAGAGCAUCGUAUCAGACUAAGGAGCAACAUGAUGCAAGGAGUCCGCGUUAUUUUCGGGGCAACUUGUUUGACGUGCACCAUAAGUACACGGUGAGCUUCAAUGAGUCCGCGCCUUGAAGAGAACAUUGUUUGUAAUCUUUCUGUACCCAUGCUUUACAUUUUUAACAAAAAGUUGCCUGUGAGUAAACGGUAAUUAGCGGACCCCUUGCAGUUCCACCGCGGACCCCCGGUUGAAGACCCCUGGUCUAACGGAAAACUUAAUAUUUAGAUACAUACUAUAUUUAGCCUUUAACCACAAUGGGGUACAAACCGUAAGACCACUAUCAAAAAAACAAAAAUCUUCACCAAAAAUAAUUUCUUAAUCUGCACUUUUUUGUGUGUUACUAAUUAAUAAACUAUUUAGUUUGUUACCUCUUUAAAUCUGUUAUAAAAUGUGAAAUGUACUAUUUCAGUAUAAACCAGAAGCGAAAUGAUGUUCUAGUGGCCCUCCUACCAGGAAACACAUCAGUUUGGGGUUGAUGUUAUCUCAGUCUCUGAUAUAAAUAAUGAGCAGACCACAGUCAGACUGACAGCUCUGAGACAGACACACAGCUCAAGAGAUCAUGGAUGCUGCAGUGCUGGAAAACAUUUUCUUACUAGUGCUGGUCACUCUUUUGAGCGUUGUUCAGAAUGCAUUCUUCGCCCUAAAGGUUGAGAAACAGUGUACAGGCAGCAAUUCUAAGCAGCAUUCUGCUGCGUUUGAGCGCUUGUCUUGUGCCACGCGUAACUGCAUGGAUACCUACCCAACCUUCCUGGCAGUAAUGUGGUGUGCUGGUAUCUGUCUCAGUCAAGCUCCGGCUGCAUUCGCUGGUGUUAUUUACCUUGUGGUCCGACAGAAGUACUUUGUUGGCUACAUGGGGCAGACAUGCCAGAGCAUUCCUGGCUUCCUGUUUGGGAAACGUGUCCUCUUCUUCCUAUCACUCAUGUGUAUUGUGGGAAUCAUAAAUUACCUGCUGCUCAACUACGCCGGCGAAGACUACAAAGACUACAUACAGACCAUCACCAAAGCAGCGUCAACCCUCCUGCUUCUGCCUUAAACUGUGUUCAGUGAUUGAAUAAUAAAGACUGGUGGUGUCGAUUA